Molecule: messenger RNA, 2482 nt
Organism: Lepidothrix coronata (blue-crowned manakin)
Lineage: Eukaryota; Metazoa; Chordata; Aves; Passeriformes; Pipridae
Gene: BARD1
Product: BRCA1 associated RING domain 1
Exons: 11
Coding region: 1-2376 (791 amino acids)
Molecular function (GO): protein binding
Source: RefSeq, a predicted model, not a curated record
AUGAGGGAGGCGCUGCGCGGCCGCUCGGGCAACCAGCCGGCCCCGGACGGCCACCUCCGCACUGUCGACCCCCCCAUGGCGUCGCCCGGGCAGCCCUGGUCCCUCACCCGCGCCGCGCUGGGGCGGCUGGAGAGGGCGCUGAGCUGCUCCCGCUGCGCCGGCGUCCUGCAGCAGCCCGUGUCCCUGGGGCAGUGCGAGCACGUCUUCUGCCUAUCCUGCGUGGGCGACUGCGUCGGCACGGAGUGCCCCGUGUGCCACGUGCCAGCCUGGCUGCAGGAUGCCCAGAUCAACCGGCAGCUGGACUCCAUGAUCCAGCUGUGCAGCAAACUGCGGGAGCUGCUGGGCACGGACACCCCCGAUUCAGCAGAAGAUGCAUCCACACCACCUGACUCAGACUUGGGCAAAAACAACAAGAAGGAACAGAUAAAAAUGUGGUUCAGCCCAAGAAGUAGGAAGAUUCGAUGUGUCCUGAACAAGAGUCAGCCUGAGACUAAAAGAAGUGACCCUGGUGAGGACACAUCUUCAGUUUAUGAUUUCUUUCCUUCCCCUCCUCACGAAAAGCCCCCUGAGCUGACAAAAAAACCAACCCAGAGGCAGAAUAAGAAGAUGAAGAAGAAACAUCUGGCAGACAUUAACAAAGUGUGGAGCUUAGAGAAGCCUGGGCAGAAAGGAGUUGAGGAGAAGACUCCCAAGGAAAAGUGUGUGACCAUCUGCAGUCAGCCUGUGAUCCUGUGCACUCCGGAACCGGAGAGCCCCGAAGAGAGACCUCAGCAGGAGGCUGUGAAGGAAGAUGACUCCAGCAAAAAUACAGGAAAUGUGGAAAUGGCACCACAGGUAGAAUCCCCAGAGAAGAACGAUAACAGUGAGGUUGUGUGCCCUGCACAAGAGAGCAAAGAAAACAAUUGUGCUCCAGAGACGUCGCUGUCAACAGAAAAUGAAACCACGCUGUUAAAACGUGGGAGGGAGCAACCCGGGCUUCAGGUCACUCCUCAUCCUAAAAGACUGAGGAGAUCUGAGAGGGGCAUUGCUGGGAAGGCAGGCAGACAGGCAGAUUGCUUGGAGGAGUUACCUCAGGGCUCCCCCAUCUCCCCAGCGACUGAACACCAGACACCCGUUCAGAUUUGUUCCUCUGUGUCAAAACUCACUGGUACCGUAAGGAAGACAAGAAGCUCUGCAGUCCUUCAAGCAACAGAUAGUCCUUCACUUUCAAAGUCUCCCUCCACUCCAUCUACUCCUAAGACUUGCAGUCAAGUUUCGAUACCAUUCAGUCCUUCUGUGUUGAAAUCCCCUGGUGGCAACACCAUUUCCAGAAGAAAUUACAAAGGAGAGACUUUGCUCCACGUUGCUUCCAUCAAGGGUGACUUAGCAGCUGUGGAACAGCUGCUGACAAACGGGGCAGACCCCAAUGUCAAAGAUAAUGCUGGCUGGACACCACUGCACGAGGCCUGUAACCACGGGCACGGGGCGGUGGUGGAGCUGCUGCUGCGGCACCGGGCGCUGGUGAACACCACGGGCUACCAGAACGACUCCCCGCUCCACGACGCCGCCAGGAACGGCCACGUGCACAUCGCGGAGCUGCUGCUCGCCCACGGCGCCGCCCGGGACGCAGUUAAUAUAUUUGGUCUGCGGCCUGUGGACUAUGCAGAAAGUGAAAAGAUGAAGUCUGUGCUAAUGUUGCCAGUGAAGAAUGAAUCACUUUCCCUUAACCAACCCUCCGAGGCACUAAGCCCCAGCCAGCCUAGAAAUGGCCCACUUGGUUUACUGGGGAGCAGUCUUAGUGCAGAGCAGCAGAAGUUGCUGAACAAAUUAGCAGCAGUUCUGAAGGCUCGAAGAUGUACUGAAUUUAACAGUGAAGUAACUCAUCUUGUUAUCCCUGAUGUUCCAAUGCCAAGUACUGUCAAAUGCAUGAUGGCUGUUCUGACUGGAUGUUGGGUCCUCAAGUUUGAAUGGGUCCGAGCCUGUCUGCAAACCUCAGCUCGAGAACAAGAAGAAAAGUAUGAAAUCCAAGGUGGCCCCCAAAGAGGGCGGCUCAACAGAGAGCAGCUGCUUCCUAAGUUGUUUGAUGGAUGCUACUUCUAUUUUCUGGGCUCUUUCAAACGUCACCAGAAGAGUGAUCUGGCGGAGCUGGUCAGAGCAGCAGGAGGACAGAUCCUGGUGAGGCAGCCGAAGCCGGACAGCGACGUGACGCAGACGAUCAACACGGUGUCGUACCACGCGGAGCCCUCCUCCGACCAGAGGUUCUGCACUCAGUACGUCGUCUACGACGGGGCCUCCAAAUUCAGGCCGGAGAAAACCCGGCAGGGCAAGGUGUGGAUGGCCCCCUCCAGCUGGCUCAUAGACUGUGUGAUGUCAUUUCAGCUCCUGCCCGUCGAAUGAGUAUCAGCGCCUGGGGAGUGAGGCUUUAUAAAAUGCGGGCAGUCUUGAGCUGGUAAACUGGUCUGAAGCUGUGACUUGUGUUUUGGAUUCAGGAGAGCUUUGGGCG